Exophiala spinifera is the source of this 2247-nucleotide messenger RNA. RefSeq lists its product as uncharacterized. The record is from RefSeq and is a predicted model, not a curated record. Gene Ontology annotation, biological process: 7-methylguanosine mRNA capping; polynucleotide 5' dephosphorylation. Gene Ontology annotation, molecular function: polynucleotide 5'-phosphatase activity. The transcript is spliced from 2 exons. Lineage: Eukaryota; Fungi; Ascomycota; Eurotiomycetes; Chaetothyriales; Herpotrichiellaceae. Gene Ontology annotation, cellular component: mRNA capping enzyme complex. The coding region runs from base 1 to 2247 and encodes 748 amino acids.
AUGGAUCUGAAAUCGAUGCUCAAUGACUCCUCGUCGCAGCGACAGCCGCCCCGACUUCACACGCCUCAAUCAUCCUACGAUCAAGCAGCAGUGGCCGUCCACACUCCGGCCUACGAUCCUUUAGAACGAACAUCCUCGCAUCCACAGCCUCUGCCCUCGUCCGACUACAGGUCAUCCGCCAAUGGCUCCUAUUUCGCCAUACAGUCCCCCCACCAGCAGCACUCUGCUCCGGCGUUCACCCCAAGUGUAACAGGUCAAUCGAUGUAUGCGCAGAGUCCAGGGCCACAUGGACAGAUACACACUCCCCGUGAAGGUGUUGCGCCUCCUGUGCCAUAUCAACAGCCAGCGUUUGUGCCAUCGCCGUCUCCCUCUGCUCUCUACCCUUCUACGCCUGGCUCCGUUCACCACCAAACACCGACCUCUGCAACUGCGCAACUCAACCCGGGCCCUCACACCGCUUUCACCCAUCCCUCACCGCGAGAGGAAUUCACUCCUGCCAAUGACAAUGUGCGCCUGAAUACGCAGACACUGUCACCGCAAGCUCAAUUUCAUCCUCCCCCUGUAACACCACUCGGCCCGCCGUCCUCUUACACUCGGCCAUCUCCUCACCCAAACCGUCCCAUUUCUCAGGGCCAGGACAAUUACAGACGUUUGUCAGUGAGUUCAGUUGGCUCAACUCACAGCAGAGAAUACAAUCAAGGGGGUUACGCUCAUGCGUCCCAUUCCAGAAGCGGAAGCGUACAAAGAACGUACUCCGGUGACGUGCGGGAACGCGAAAGGAGCAUUGAAAGUGUCAGCCCCAAAACAAUCCCAAAGCCACCUCCACGGCGUGAGUCCAGUGGAACGAGAUACCAAGAGUUGUUCUCAGAAGGCCCCCAGAGUGCACAGCCUACGUUCCCGAUGUCUACCAAUUCGCAGUCUGGAGGCACACCUGACAGGUCCAUCGAGGUGCAACAUCAUGAAACCACGCCAAAGUCUGUGUCUACGCCUGCUGACUCCAGAAUCGCAGCCCAGUACCCGGGUUCAAAUCCAGGAGCCAUGAAUAAUCUGAAUACGACUCCACCAUCGACACACUCUUCUCUGCCUCCCCAGGCCAGCCCUAUGGUUGCUGGGCAGCCCGGGCUUAAGAAGCGAAGCGCGAGUCACAUAUCGAGUUUGGCUUCGACACCACAGCCGCCCCGAAAGCGACCGCGACGGGAUUUCAUUCCAUUGCACGCUCAAAGCGCAAGACAUAGGCCCCCAAAAUUCAUCAAAGCACCACCGGUGGUCGUGCCGCGAAGAGACGAUCCUGUCAUCAAGACAGAGCCGCAUGUUUCCAACGGACAAGCCCGGCUCCAAAGCGCACCUCCCGCCCAGACAACUCCACCGGUCGAAAGUGUUUGGGAACCCUCAAUCACCACCCUCACCCCAUAUGAGGAUCUUACGCGUAGAAUGUGCGAUUGGAUCUAUUCGGUGAUUGGAGAAGCUGCCCCGCCACCGGGUGGUGCAGUGUUUGAGAUUGAAGCAAAGAUUGGAUGCAUCUAUGAUGAACACGCCAACCAUCGCCUGAGUCUGCCUGUCGAUACCGAGACAUGGUUUAGCCGCGAGAGGUAUCGAGGCAAGACCAGUUUUAUGAGUUCUAUGAAUAUGAUUCAGCAUGAGCUCUUGAACAAGUUCCUCAAUAACCUCGUUGAGGAAUCUGUGCGCGAGUCGCAGACGUCGGGUCGGGCUGUUAUAGGAUACAGCCACCCACAUGAAUAUGACGAGUUCUACGAGCUGACCGAUGAUGGACGAAAGAACCUUGCUCCCUGGAUCGUUACCUGGCUCAAUCCUCGCCACAAGCCUCGUGUGAGAAGGACCAUUGACGAGAACAGUGGAAUGGUCAAGGCACAGAUCAUCAAGUCGCGGAUUGCGGAUGUGGAUGUCUACAACCCUCGCACAGACUUUGACUAUAGAGUCUCGAUUUCCAUAGAAUCUCCAUGGGAUGGGGAUCCAAAUUGGCUCACGGAGAUGGCGGACAGCGGUCGCGAUCGUCAGAAGGAUCGUAUGAGCUACAGACACAUGGCAUACCAGAUCGAUCUAACUCAGGUCAGCUACCCCAACAGGGUUGAAAAGGAGCAUGAGUUGGAAGUCGAGAUCAGCACGGAGCAGAUUCGAAUUCAGCUGGCAAACGCUCGUGAGGGUCGGCCUAGCAGAUAUGAAGAGAUGGUGAAGGGAUUUCUUGACAACGUGAGGAUAUUAUGUCGGCAAGGGUCAGUGAGACGAUGA